Messenger RNA from Elaeis guineensis (African oil palm), 2402 nucleotides. Its product is annotated as sodium/hydrogen exchanger 1. Lineage: Eukaryota; Viridiplantae; Streptophyta; Magnoliopsida; Arecales; Arecaceae. Gene Ontology annotation, molecular function: sodium:proton antiporter activity; potassium:proton antiporter activity. Gene Ontology annotation, biological process: sodium ion import across plasma membrane; regulation of intracellular pH; proton transmembrane transport. Gene Ontology annotation, cellular component: plasma membrane. The record is from RefSeq and is a predicted model, not a curated record.
UCUGGCUUCAAUCAUCGAGCGAGGGAAGAGCGCUCCUAAUAUUGCUCUCCAACCAAAAAGCCCCAAAAUAUCUCGAGAUUCCAUCGUUAAUAUUGCUUUCCGAGCUCCCAGUUCUCGAGAUUUUCUGCAAUAUUGGAGUUCCCGAAUCGAAUCCACACUCGGCGAGUUCUCCUCUGCAAAAAUCCAUCCAGGAUUCGAACCCAAGCAUCGAAUUCGUGAGCCGAGGGUGAGACCCCGGAGAAUGGACUCCCCGGAGACAUAGAGCAUCGGAUUCCCGCUUUGUCGUGGUGAGAUUUUGUAUUUUGGGCCCCAAAGUUUUGAUUUUUGAGGUGCUGGAAGGGCCAUGGCGAUGGAUUUGGGGUCGGUGAUGAUCAAAAUGGGGGUCCUCUCGGCGUCUGAUGACUCUGAUCACAUGUCGGUGGUGUCGAUCAAUCUCUUCGUGGCGCUGUUGUGCGCGUGUAUAGUGAUCGGCCACUUGCUGGAGGAGAAUCGGUGGAUGAAUGAGUCCAUCACUGCCCUUUUUAUCGGGCUCUGCACUGGAGUGAUUAUUCUUCUAACUACUAAAGGAAGGAGUCCGCAUCUUCUAGUCUUCAGUGAAGAACUCUUUUUCAUAUACUUGCUUCCGCCAAUUAUUUUCAAUGCUGGGUUUCAAGUCAAAAAGAAACGGUUCUUCCGCAACUUCAUGACAAUUAUGCUGUUUGGUGCAGUUGGAACACUGAUAUCCUUUACUAUUAUUUCACUUGGUGCAAUAGGAAUAAUUAAAAAAAUGGAUAUAGGUGAUCUGGAAACUGGAGAUUAUCUUGCAAUUGGGGCAAUCUUUUCUGCAACAGAUUCUGUUUGCACCUUGCAGGUGCUCAGUCAGGAUGAGACGCCUUUACUUUAUAGCCUGGUUUUUGGUGAAGGUGUUGUAAAUGAUGCCACUUCAAUAGUGCUCUUUAAAGCAAUCCAGAACUUUGAUCCAGGACAUGCUGAUGCUGUUACUGUUCUGAAGUUUGUUGCAAACUUCUUUUAUCUAUUCUUUACCAGCACCUUGCUUGGAGCAUUUGCUGGAUUGUUUAGUGCUUAUCUCAUCAAAAAGUUGUAUUUUGGCAGGCAUUCUACUGAUCGUGAAGUUGCACUUAUGAUACUUAUGGCUUACCUUUCCUAUAUGCUGGCAGAACUAUUAGAUUUAAGUGGUAUUCUCACAGUGUUCUUCUGUGGAAUAGUAAUGUCUCACUAUACUUGGCAUAAUGUGACAGAAAGUUCUAGAGUUACCACCAAGCAUGCCUUUGCAACAUUAUCAUUUAUUGCUGAGAUUUUUCUCUUUCUUUAUGUUGGCAUGGAUGCAUUAGACAUUGAAAAGUGGAAGCUGGCCAGUAACAGCCCUGGAAAAUCAGUUGCUGUGAGCUCGAUUCUGCUAGGUAUGGUAUUGAUUGGAAGAGCAGCUUUUGUUUUCCCGCUAUCUUUUCUUUCCAACUUGAGUAAGAAGUCUCCCAAUGAGAAAAUCACCUUUAAGCAGCAAGUCAUAAUAUGGUGGGCUGGUCUAAUGAGGGGAGCAGUAUCAAUUGCACUUGCAUAUAAUAAGUUUGCUAGGACUGGCCAUACCAUAUUGCGUGGAAAUGCAAUCAUGAUCACCAGUACCAUCACCAUCGUUCUCUUUAGCACUGUGGUGUUUGGGUUGAUGACAAAGCCUCUGAUAAGGUUUUUAAUGCCUCCAAGCGCAAAGCAUCUCAGCAGGGAUCUCAGCAUGUCAUCCGAGCCUCCAAGUCCUAAAUCUUUCCUCUCCCCGUUGCUCGGAAAUGGGCAGGGAUCUGAGGUGGAAACAGGGCAAAAUGUCCCGCGUCCAACAAGCCUGCGUAUGCUUCUCACUGCACCAACUCGUUCAGUUCACCAUUACUGGCGUAAGUUUGAUGAUGCUGUCAUGCGCCCGGUGUUUGGUGGGCGAGGUUUUGUUCCAUUUUUUCCUGGUUCACCAGCUGAAAGAAGUGUCCAUGCAUUGCAAUGAAUCAAAAGGGCAUGGGAAGUAUAGAGAAAGAACCAAAUCAUAGUUCUCCUGGUUAUGCAUGUAGUUAGUGCUUAACGAGUAAAUGCAGUCAAUGCUCGUAGCAUUCUGGAACUUUGCAGGGUUCUGGCUUGGCAGGUUGGAGUGCUGUGUUAAUUCUGAGUCCUAAUACUUUUUUUUCUUCCUGUAUGUUCUCUGACUGGUGAUGCAGGUCCCUGAGGACUUACAUGACAUAACGGUUGUAGGCUUCAUCAUAAUGUGCUGUAUACUCCACAAUAUUUUAGGCUGUAAGUUAUGUGUUCGGAUGUAUUAUGAUUCAUCAAUCGGGUUUGUUCUGUUGUAUCUAUAAUUGUGUACCAUAAGAUAAUAUAUUAAGACAUUUAGACCAUCUAAGAGCUUCAAUGCUUGCUCUUGUUGUGCC